This is a messenger RNA of Sorghum bicolor (sorghum), 3081 nucleotides long. RefSeq lists its product as uncharacterized. The transcript has 5 exons. The coding region runs from base 540 to 2780 and encodes 746 amino acids. The record is from RefSeq and is a predicted model, not a curated record. NCBI's taxonomy places the organism in Eukaryota, Viridiplantae, Streptophyta, Magnoliopsida, Poales, Poaceae.
GGCAAAGGCCGCCACGGACCGGAAUUUAACGGAAACCCCCUCGCAUUUGCUCUCCCUCGCUUCUCGGAUCCACCGUUUCUUUCCAUUCCCGUUUCGUUCCUCACCAACUCCUCCUUCCAGAAGAACUCAGUCUCCGAUCCUCGGUUCCCAAAACCUGCCGGAUUUGCGGCUGCAGGCGUCGCGGUCGCCGCCGUCGUAUGAAACCAACACCAACCAGGUCAGUUCCAGAGGAGAAAGAGGAAAUCUUUUAGGCCGCCGUUCCGCUGCGUGUUUCAUUCGCGACUACUUCUUGGUGCCAUGGCGGCGCAGGCGCUGCUUCGCGCGCGCGUUUAAUCUGUUCGUGGAAAGGCGUCCAUAGGCCCCUGUUGGUUUCAGGGACCAACAGGAGCCGCGGAGAACUGCAUGCGAGCGCUGUUGUUAGCUCUGGAGUCUGCAGGUGGGAAAGUGAGCAAAGCUGAAAGCGUGUCCCUUAUUUUGCAAGGGUGGUGCUCAUAAGGAACCACCCCCACCCCUCUUCUUUGCUGGCGAGAGAACACCAAAUGGCCCAGCUGUUGCACAAUCAGGAUUCUGCAUUCUAUGGCAAGGAAUUGCAUGGGUGCCGAUGGGGUAUUCUUCAAUUCUUUGGAUUUCGCCGUCGCCUGCGGUCCCCAAAGAUGCUAUCUGACAAGAAACAUGGUCAGGAAAAAAACAGUCGUGGAAGUAGACGCCGAAGCCACUGCUAUGCUCCAUUGACAAACGAAGACAGUGGAAUUCUGGAUGAUAACAAAAAUACUGAGGUCACAAAAAAACAGAAGGCCUCAAAAAGGAAGUCUGGUAAGGCUAGUUUGAGGUCCUUGAUUCUAAGGAAAUUAUAUGGAAAGGAAGGUCAGAAAGAAAAGAUGCUUCCAGUUGCACCAAAGCUACUCCGCACUAUUUCGAUACACUAUCUAGAAAGUAAUGAAUAUGUUCUUGAUGGUGAAUCCACUUCAAGUGGUGAUGGUUCUUCACAUAGUACUAAAUUGUCAAUGCAAAAUGCUACCGAUAUGAAUUUGCACCAUGCUACAUCUAGCAUCCCAGAUGGUUGUGAUAGUGAUUUAAGUUCUUCACUUCUCCUAAAGAGAGAUGACAUCCGUAUGAAGCGAAAGAGCCACCGUAGCAUUUCAAUGGAUGGGAUUCUUCAUAAGGUCCCUUAUGGACAGAAGGUGUCUGGAGAUGUAAUCAGUGAAGGUCUCCCCCGAUCAGCCUCUGCCUCAUAUGAUAGGGAUGGUGUGAAACCUUACUUUGGUACUGCUACAAAGAGGCAUGUAAAUCAAGGCUUUCGGCGUUCACGUUCCCUAAGUGAAUCUUGGGAAAAUUACUCACGCUUACUUGAUUCCAUUUCAAGUAAUGAAUCCAAAAGAAUACUGACCAACUCUAAGUCUACUAGGGAUCAUUCCCUGGAUGGCCCUAGAGUGAUUACUUCAUUGCAAAGAACUUCUGAAGCUUUCAGGUCUCAAGGUUUUGAUAAACAUGAUGAAAAUCUUGUAACUGCAGAAGAUGCAUUGGAACCACAUGUUCAAGAGAAAACUGACAUCAAUAUAAUUGUGGAAGUUGUUAAGGAUGAGAGUUCCUUAGAUAUGGUUGCUGGUGUCUCUGAAAAUCCUGCUUUACCUGAUGAGUGCGUUGACGACAAAACAGAAGAAGACACAUGCACUGCUCCUUCACCUUCAGAGGUUGAUAUCUCAGAAGAACAGACACUAAGUUGUGGUCAGAUUCCCUCAUCUGAAGUCGAGCUGUAUGACAUACAAGAAGAACAUGCAGAAACUUAUGAUGAUGAUCAGAUCCACUCAUCAACACAGGCUGAUGCCUGUUCUACAUCAUCAGAAGUUGACAUACCAGAAGAACAUGCAAAAACUUAUGAUGAUGAUCAGAUCCACUCAUCAACACAGGCUGAUGCAUAUACUUCUCUAUCUUCAAAGGAGUUCACCAUUUCAGAAGAACACACUCCAAUUUCUCAUGACAGCCAAAUGCACUCAUUCCAGAUUUCAAAACCAAUAGAAGGUACUUUUUGUGUUCCUUACCCCAGUCACGAAUUUGAAGCAGACAUAAGUCUAAGCUGUGAACAAGAAACUGAAAGCCCAAUGUCUGUUCUUGACGUGGCCUUCUCAGAUGAUCCUGAUCUUCCGGUGAAACGCACCCUGCUGGAUGAUACAUUGCUGAACCCAAGAAUUCUCCAUCUAAAUGAUGCUGAUGCUUCAACUGGCACUUCUAUCGUACAAGAAAGUGACUUUGAUGGUCUCCAAGUAGAUCCAAGGCAGGAAAUUGAGUUCAACUAUGUGAAGGAUAUAUUCAAAAAGUCUAGUUUCAGCAACGAAAUACUGUUUGAUGAAUGGCAUUCACAGAACAUUACAGCUCUCCAACAAGUGGACUGCCAACACUACGAGGCCGCUGCAGCAUCAUUUGACUUCACGGAUAUGUCCGCUGAUCAGCUACUUUUGUUCGACUUGACAAAUGAAGCCCUGCUGGACAUUUACAAGAAAUACUCUGUUUCCAAGUCUAGAUUCUCCUGGUUCUCAUCUUUGGAUAGACCAAAACCUGUGGGAAACCGUGUCCUCAAUGAGUUGUGGUCUAGAGUGAGCUACCAUCUGGAUGAACGAUCAUGGUCCAGCAUCGAAGUCGACACGAUUUUGUCGAAUGACCUAGCCAAGAGCGAUCCUUGGACGAAUUUUCCAAGAGAUGCUGAUCAUCUGGGGAACAAGUUGGCGGACUUUGUAUUCGACAAGCUUCUGACUGAGCUCGUUCUUCAGCUUGCAGAGUUUUGAGUGCAGGCAUUUAUUUUUGUCCCCCUUUUUUUGCGUUUAUUAUGAGUUCUAUAUUGUGCAAAGGCAUGGGGUCAUUCUGUUGUACAUAGUACAAUUUUUUUGUUUUUUUUCCAAGGACGAGAUAAUCUGGGGAUUAUUGUUGUUGUUAGGUCCUAGGAAUUCAAUUUAUGUGCUGGAAAGUUUUGCCUGAUGAGUACUAGUAUAAGUGAAUGGAAGAGCAACAUUUUGCUCCACUAUUUGUACACCUUCAAAAAACUAUUUGUAUAUAUAAUCUUGAAGAUGGAGAUUUUGAAAUAGAAUC